AUGGGAAGGGCCAAUGACAGUUCCCUGGUAGGUUUCAUCCUUCUGGGCUUCUCUGACCACCCUCACCUGGAGGCUGUGCUCUUUGUAUUUGUCCUUGUCUUCUAUCUCCUGACCCUUGUGGGAAACCUCAUCAUCAUCAUCAUCUGGUACCUGGAUCCUCCUCUCCACACCCCCAUGUACUUUUUCCUCAGUAACCUCUCCUUCCUGGACCUUUGCUUCACCACUAGCCUUGCCCUUCAGACCCUAGUUAACCUGAGAGGACCAGAGAAGACCAUCACUUAUGGAGGGUGUGUGCUCCAACUCUAUAUCUCUUUAGCCCUGGGCUCUACAGAGUGUAUUCUCUUGGCUGUGAUGGCCUUAGAUCGCUAUGUUGCUGUCUGCAAACCCUUACACUACAUAGUCAUCAUGAACCUGCAGCUAUGUCAGCAGCUAGCAUCCAUCUCCUGGCUGAGUGGUUUGGCCAAUUCUUUGAUCCAUGCUACCUUCACCUUGCAGCCACCUCUCUGUGGCAACCACAGGCUGGAUCAUUUUAUUUGUGAAGUGCCAGCCCUCCUCAAAUUGGCUUGUGUGGACACCACCAUCAAUGAAUUGGUGCUUUUUGUCAUUAGUGUCCUGUUCCUCCUAAUCCCCCCAGCACUCAUUCUUAUCUCCUAUGGCUUCAUAACACAGGCUGUGUUGAGGAUCAAAUCAAUGGUCGCCAGGCAAAAAGCAUGCAACACCUGCUCCUCCCACCUCAUUGUGGUGAUCAUUUUUUAUGGCACCAUCAUCUACAUGUAUCUCCAGCCGAGGGACAGUUAUACCCAGGACCGAGGCAAGUUUAUCUCCCUUUUCUACACUAUGGUGACUCCCACCUUAAAUCCUAUCAUCUACACUUUAAGGAACAAGGAUGUGAAGGAGGCUUUGAAGAAACUGAUCUCAGGAAAACUGUGCUCUUUCCAGAUGUGA
Messenger RNA from Choloepus didactylus (southern two-toed sloth), 945 nucleotides. RefSeq names its product olfactory receptor 2G3-like. Lineage: Eukaryota; Metazoa; Chordata; Mammalia; Pilosa; Megalonychidae. The coding region runs from base 1 to 945 and encodes 314 amino acids. The record is from RefSeq and is a predicted model, not a curated record. Gene Ontology annotation, biological process: G protein-coupled receptor signaling pathway. Gene Ontology annotation, cellular component: membrane. The transcript has a single exon. Gene Ontology annotation, molecular function: G protein-coupled receptor activity; olfactory receptor activity.